Molecule: messenger RNA, 3504 nt
Organism: Rhodofomes roseus
Lineage: Eukaryota; Fungi; Basidiomycota; Agaricomycetes; Polyporales; Fomitopsidaceae
Exons: 7
Coding region: 4-3405 (1133 amino acids)
Source: RefSeq, a predicted model, not a curated record
GCAAUGUCCGGAGCCUAUGAUGUGUCUUCCGAGAUAUUCUCGCUCUACUCCCAUCCACCUAUGACCAGGGCUAGUACGUGCAGCCAAGCAAGCAAUCCGCUUGUAACACCCAUGGACGAAGGCCUUCUUGGUGCAACUGGAAAUCUCGAUCAUCCACGGGGAAAGUCUACGAAGACAGUCGACGCAGCUCGUGUAGCAUCGAUCACGCCAGAUGAGCGAUGUCUCACUCGCGAAUCUGCUCUGCACAUCAUCAACGAGAGCUACGACGAGGAGCCUUAUGGCCCUUACUUUUCUCGUCCCCGAGGCUCACCAGCACACUCUCCAUCAUCUCGCCUCUCGCGUCGAGGAACGACCAAAGAACUCAUUGGUCGCUUCGAAUCCAUGUCACCAACGAAGACAUCGUCCACCUACCUGCCGGAGACACCCAGAUCACGCCCCGGUGCAUAUCCUGCGAUCGAAAAGACGAACAAGCGCUCCCCGAUUCGACAGUCGAUUCGCAACUUCCUUUCAGUGUUCAAGAAGAGCACUGGCAAGACCUCCGGAGAGCGUAGCGAACUUUCGACGGUCGCCGAGGAUGCAGGCGCUCGACCAGUACCCGACCGCGUCAACACUUCGAGGACGAGUGGAUCUUCAUGUAGUAAUACUCCGUCUUUUCUGAGCGUACCUCAAGUGAGCGAAGCGCGGGAAUCCCUCAGCAUCUGCCAGACGCCUACCUCCCCUACGAGUGCUCGUCACUCUGGGCCAGUUCUCUACUUGUCUCGCUUACCCACGUCAGCAGCGGACAUACACCCAAUAUGGGCGCACUGCACGGCGGCGUUGCACAGCACACACCUCCUGCUCACGUCGGAGACUUCUGGCGGUAACCCGUCGACGAACAUCAUUGCAUUCCGGGAGUGUGCCGAUGUGCGUUCGCUGUCAUCAACCGAGCUCAACCCGAACGAACGUGCAAUGCUGCCAUCGCAAGGCACAGAUGGUGAUCGUCAAGUCUGGAAGAUAUUCGAGCUCUUAUUUGAAGGCCGCCCAAGGGAGAGGUUCGCGGUUCGUUCUGUAGGAGAGCGAGCCGCAUGGGUUAGCAAGAUCUGGGAUGCGAUCUUGGAAGCCCAGGAAGAGCGAAGCGAGGCAGCAAGCAUCGCAGCUCGGCGUAAUCAGUCCAUACUUUCCGCAGGCGAUAAGGGGACAGAUUCGACUCGCUCUGUACUCUGCUCGACCCCAGGUGGACGUAACAGCGUCCUCUUUGUUCACUCAUCAGGUGCAGGAUCCACCCUCAAUGUAGACCGUGCUCUGCCCGACAUUCCCAGGCCGGAAGAAAAACCUCCAGCGCCGAAGCUCUCCAUACAGAUCCCAUCUAGUCCACUCCGUCCAGUUGCCUCAGGCUCCUCUCCCGUUUCUAAACUCUCUCCUCUUCCGCGGCCGCCAACUACACCAACGAAAACGCAGACGACACCGACACGCACCCAGAGUCCGUCCAUCAUGAAUCUCGACAAGCGGUCUAUGGUCAGGCAGCGCCUAGCGCAACUGGAAAGCACAAACGGGAGCCCUUCGUCCGCGCGAGGAUCUCCGUCAUCGACCACCGCUUCGCCUACUACAGUCGCACGUGCCCGUAUUCCGCGAAGUGGUCAAGACAGCAGCGGCUUGCGCCGUCAAAGCACCUCUGCGUCUGGAGUCAUGGACUCUCUCGUCGAGAGCUACCGCAAUACACCGGUGGACUCGCUGCUCUCAGCUUACUCGGGCCGUCUCACCUCCGUUGCGCCUUCUAGCCCGGCGCGUACGCCCGCUAUCUCAUCGUUUCUGAAGCCUCUGCCUCAGGCCCACGAUCUCUUCUCGCCUGGGUCGAGAUACUCCACGGACGACGAAGUCGUGAUUCGACCCUCGUCGGCUUCAUCUGAGCCCCAGGGACAAGGCUCUACGAAUGAUGCUCGGCGACAUAUGAUUCGGCUCGAUACAAAUGCAGGACCCAUGAAGACACCCGUCGCUGUCAGGGAGGAGCCGCGGGCCCUCCCACAGGUGCCUGUGCACCUGCGCGAGGAACCUCGGCGUCCUCCUCCAGAGCCCGUCAGAGUGACUUUGAGGGACGAACCGAUGAGGACGCUGCCGCCGAUCCCUCAAGAAUCCCAUGAGGCCAUCCGAAGCCCUGGAGCCUCGUUCGCCGGUGCUAAGUCUCGGUCUCCUCAAAGAGAACGGAUCCGGGAGUCUGAGCCCGCCGAAUAUGGCGCCGUGCUAGGGGGGAUUCAGAACAAGGUGGACACUAUUCUGGACCAAGUUUCUCAACGGCAGAACACUAGCCCCACAAGCACUGUCGACCUAUCCGGCGUCUUGGCCAAGUUGGAAGAACUUCGCAACGACAUCCAAAACGGAGCGGCAGGAGCUGCACGCUCACCCACUGAACCUGCUAAUCUUGACAAGCUCAAUGAGAUGCACGCUAAGUUGGAUGUUCUCGGGACGCUAUGUCAGAAUCUGCACGACCGCGAGCCGGGCGCCGGUCAGUCUACAGACGAUAGUGAACAGGUAGCGGAGGUCCUCUCACUACUGCAAGGCGCGCAAGAACAAUGGUCGGCACAUACGGAGCAGCAAACGGAUAGCAUUCGGUAUCUGAAUGAGCUCAACUCUUGGCUCGAAGCGUUCGUCAACCACGGAACCGCCCAGAUCGAGAACGUCGCAGCGGGUGUGCAGAUGCUCUGCAAAGAGCUCGGACCCGUUGAAGAGCUUCAAGAGCCCGCGGAAGACGGCCAAGAACAGCCUCCAAAGGGUAGCCUACUCGCGGAUGUCCGCAAGCUCCUGGUCGAGGCGAAGGGCAAGGAGGAAAGCUCGGUCGUUCUCCAUGCUGCUGUGAACGGCCUCAUCGCGGCUGUGCAGGAGGACCUCAAGAAGAAUGCUGAGGCGAGGAACAUGCUCACGACUGAGUCCGUAGUUGGCCUCAUUGACCGCCAGCGUCAAGACCAAGAACGCAUGCUACGUUCGCUGGGAACAGAACUGUCCAACGAGAUCCGCGGAGAACGCCUGCGCUUCGUCGAAGCCAUGAAGGAGGCCACGCAGAUCAACGUCCAAAUGCACGUGGAGCACUUCAAGGGAGAGCUCACGCGCGAGGUGAUGCUCAUGACGCAGGAAGUGAGCCGCCUGCAGCGCGAACGACAGGGGUUGGAGCAACAGAUCGCGGACCUAUUCGCGUUCUACUCCAAGCAGAAGCAGGCGGGAGCAAAGAUCUUCCAACGCGCAGAACAGCCUCGAAGUCAACAUCAUGGACGGUCGCGGUCUGCUGGCCCGCCGAUGCCCGGGGCGCAGCCUUUGCCUGUGCCGAUGCCUGGUGGAUCGACAGCUUCUGGGAUGUCCCCGCGGGCGACGCCGAGGCGUCCGUUGCCUACUCCGAGCCCGACAUCUGCGCAUCGACCGGCGUCUUCGUUCAUGUAAUGGGGUCUAUCUGACGUAGCAUGGCUCUUAGGCCUUGAGCUAUAGCCUUGAUGGAUAAUUCUACAAUGCAGGUUUAGCGAUUCGUGGGCAAUAUGUAUG